Cercocebus atys (sooty mangabey) is the source of this 1505-nucleotide messenger RNA. RefSeq names its product basic helix-loop-helix family, member a15 (gene BHLHA15). The transcript has 2 exons. Bases 133 to 708 code for a protein of 191 amino acids. The record is from RefSeq and is a predicted model, not a curated record. Gene Ontology annotation, molecular function: protein dimerization activity. NCBI's taxonomy places the organism in Eukaryota, Metazoa, Chordata, Mammalia, Primates, Cercopithecidae.
GGCCCCGCCCGGGGCGGCUAAAGCGACGUGUCCUUGUCCCCCGUGGGCAGCCUCGGCGCGUGCGGCGCGGAUCCCCAGCUCCAAGGGCCUCACCUCCCUGUCGCCACCUCCUGGGACAGCCAGUCCAGGGCCAUGAAGACCAAGAACCGGCCCCCGCGGCGCCGGGCCCCGGUGCAGCACACAGAGGCCACCCCUGGGGAGGGGACGCCAGAGGGGUCCCUGCCGAACCCGGGGCCAGAGCCAUCCAAGGGUCUGCGAAGCCGGCCGGCGCGGGCCGCAGCAGGGGCGAGGGGUGAAGGCGGGCGCAGGCGUCCAGGCCCCUCGGGACCCGGUGGCCGUCGUGACAGCAGCAUCCAGCGGCGGCUGGAGAGCAACGAGAGGGAGCGGCAGCGGAUGCAUAAGCUCAAUAACGCCUUCCAGGCCCUCCGUGAAGUCAUCCCGCACGUGCGCGCCGAUAAGAAGCUCUCCAAGAUCGAGACACUCACACUGGCCAAGAACUACAUCAAAUCACUGACGGCCACCAUCCUGACCAUGUCCAGCAGCCGCCUCCCGGGCCUAGAGGGGCCGGGCCCCAAGCUCUACCAGCACUACCAGCAGCAGCAGCAGCAGCAGGCGGCUGGGGGCACGUUGGGGGCCACCGAGGCCCAGCCCCAGGGCCACCUGCAGAGGUACUCCACCCAGAUCCACAGCUUCCGAGAGGGCACCUAACGCCCAGCCCUGGGUGGGGGUGGAAGUGGCCGCGGCUGCCUGGCCUGCUCCUCCCAGCCCCAGUCCCUCCAAGCCGCGAGCCCCAAAUGGGCGGGGACACCCCACAAGGACGCGGCCUCAGCGGUUCCAUUUUCCCCCGAACAUUCAGCCAUUUCCCUGGAGCAAUUUUUCCUGCCCCACUGGGGACCAGCGAGUGGCCUAGUUGAGGCCGUGGCCCUGGAGAGCGGCGUGAGUCCCAAGCCUUUGGGUAGGGCCCAGGCAGAUCUGGAUUCUUCAUUGAGCCAGGCAGUCUCCUUGAAAAGGAGGAAAAGUUGAAAAACCUCCUUAGCCUUGGCACCAACGAUUCUUCACCCUGACUUCCUCCAGGGCAAGGGGAGAUCCCAGGAAAAGGGUUACCUGCAGGUUUUCCGAAGCCAAGGCCCUGGCAAGGGACCCCCGCCUCCAACCUUCAUUGUAGGGCUACAUGGGGCCUGGGCUCAGCAUCCGCAUUUGGGGUAAACUGAGGCCCGGGACAAGCGUGGCAGAGCCCAAGGCUGCUCAGGGAGUGGGGCCAAUCUGAGAUGGUUGGAGCUGCCAGAAAAUCUAAUCAGAUGACCUCAAAUUCAUCCUCAAAGGUUUGAAUAGUGGGAAGGAGCUGGAGUCUCUUCCUCCCUCCUCCCGAGUGGGGGCUCCUGGAUGUGGUGACCCCAGGCUGUGCCUGGUUGUGGAGGGUCUGGGGCAGGGUGUGAGGGCUGCUGUGGAGCUGGAGCAGGAGACAGGGCUGGGUGUCCCUGGUGCAGCCCUUCUGGGCAUGGGAG